GAAACCCGCAUCACAACGGUCGAAUUUCACGUGAUCAGAAGGAAUCCAAACGCUCCGCUGUUUGCACAGAGAAAGAGAAAGGAGAGAGAGAGAGAGAUGGGGAAACGGAAGGGGAGAGAGCAGAAGAAAGUUUCUGGAGGAAGAUGUGAGGGAAAAGAAGUGAAUUUGGGUGAACAAGUUGAAGCAGGAGCUGGAGCAGAAAGCAGAUUCUUCGCCUGCUAUUUGCUAACGUCUAUGUGCCCCAGGUUCAAGGGCCACACUUACAUCGGAUUUACAGUGAAUCCUCGCCGUAGAAUACGACAACACAAUGGAGAAGUGAGGAUGGGUGCUUUCAGGACAAAGAAGAAGCGUCCUUGGGAGAUGGUUUUAUGCAUUUAUGGCUUCCCAACAAACGUAUCUGCCCUCCAGUUUGAGUGGGCGUGGCAGCAUCCAGUAGAAUCCCGUGCAGUUAGACAGGCAGCAGCAUCGUUCAAAUCUCUUGGAGGAGUUGCUAACAAGAUUAAAUUGGCAUAUACAAUGCUUACUCUCCCUGAGUGGCAAAGCCUAAAUCUCAUCGUAAAUUUCUUCUCCACAAAAUACAAGAUGCAUUCAGCUGGUUGCCCUAAUAUUCCAGAGCACAUGAGAGUCCAAGUUUGUGCGCUGGACGAACUUCCCUGUUAUACAGGAAUUGACAAGAAUGAGUAUACAACCAAUGAUUGGGACAACAGUGAAGAUUAUUUGGGGAGCAGUGAAAAGUUAACAGACGAAGGAUCUGCAGGAUCCACAACUUCUGAUAGUUCUGCUAGUAGCGCUGUAGAAAAUAUCGUUGAACAUUUUGAUUGGAGAGAAGAACUUUACGAACAUGCUGAAGAAAAUAGCUCAACCCAUAGAGAGGAUCCCGAGCAGACAUAUAUUAUCAUUGACUCGCCGGUGAACGCACCAUCCUCAAUUCAAAGUGGUUGUUAUAGUAUAACAGACAACUUAAGGGACAUAUUUGAAUUGGACGAAGAAUUUGGUGGUGAACUUUGUCAGCAGAGCAUUCAUGCUGGUUUGUCUAGUGAAGUUGAGGUUAUUGAUGUUUUUACUCCUCCAUGCUACAAGGUAAGUGGAGACAGCAAGAAAAUAAGACUUUCUACUGCUUGUCCUGAAAUAAUUGAUUUGACAGACUCACCUAUUUUUGUCUGAAGUGGAGUAUUUUUACCUUUUUUAGAAUUGUAAUAAGGGUAAAAUUCCCCUGCUAUAUAAAGUGGAAGUUUCUUAUUCAAUGGACACUGUAACAUACAUAUCAAGGCAAUACAAACUUGUUUCUCUGCUUCUUAAUUA
This is a messenger RNA of Nicotiana tabacum (common tobacco), 1302 nucleotides long. RefSeq lists its product as uncharacterized. The record is from RefSeq and is a predicted model, not a curated record. NCBI's taxonomy places the organism in Eukaryota, Viridiplantae, Streptophyta, Magnoliopsida, Solanales, Solanaceae. Gene Ontology annotation, cellular component: Slx1-Slx4 complex. Gene Ontology annotation, biological process: double-strand break repair via homologous recombination. Gene Ontology annotation, molecular function: crossover junction DNA endonuclease activity; 5'-flap endonuclease activity.